AUGGCAUCCGCCAAUCGUGACCUCUCGGAAAAGACCAUCGCAGAGUCCGUCGCUUCGGGCCACUCGGGCGAAUCCAACAUCUCGGACAAUAACUCCAAGAAGGAAACAGAUGAGCCAGUUGAUACCAGGCAGAGAUCGUCAGUCGAAGUCGCAGUCGAUGCCACUGCUGAUACAGGCGACGUCGAAGCGAACGUACAGAGAUCCAUCACAACAAAGCAAUUCCCCGUCACCGACCUAGAUCGAGGUAUCGUCGGCUGGGACAGCCAAGAUGACCCCGAGAAUCCCCAGAAUUUCGCUAUGAGUCGGAAAUGGGGUCUGCUGGCGUUGAUGAGUGCUAUCACCUUCGUGUCACCGCUGGCAUCGAGUAUGUUCUCGCCGGCUGUGAGUUACGUCGCUAUCGAUCUGCAUGUAACCAAUGAGACUGUGCUUUCGUUCAGUGUCAGCAUCUUCUUGCUCGGGUAUGCUGUUGGACCACUCGUGCUCGCCCCUCUGAGCGAGAUCUACGGCCGUCGGAUAGUACUCAGCUGUGCAAAUUGGUUCUUCGUGGUGUGGCAGAUUGGCUGUGCCUUGGCUCCGAACAUCGAGACUCUUAUUAUCAGCCGCCUGUUCGCUGGCAUGGGGGGCGCCGGUUGUCUCACCCUCGGCGCGGGGCUGAUUGCCGACCUAUUCCCCAUUGAGCAACGAGGUAUGGCCACGGCCUUGUGGAGUUGUGGUCCCUUGAUCGGCCCCGUUGCUGGACCCAUUGCUGGAGGUUUCAUCGGCGAGACGAUCGGCUGGCGCUGGGUCUUUUGGGUGGUCAUGAUCGCGUCGGGUGUGGUGUCAUUUGGCAUUGAGAUCCUGAACCGUGAGACCUAUGCGGCCGUGUUGAUUCGCCGCAAGACCGCGCGCCUGUCGAAGGAACUGGGUCGCAGUGAUCUUCGCAGCGCCUAUGAGCCGAAUCUGGAGCGCGUGUCCGUCACCUCUGCUAUGAAAGUGGGCUUGAAACGUCCGAUUCUUCUGCUCGUCAAAUCGCCCAUCGUCCUGCUCCUCGCCUUGUAUAUGGCCGUGGUCUACGGUCUGCUCUACCUGUUCUUCACGACCAUCCCAAGUGUCUUUGAAAACCAGUAUGGGUUUUCCACCGGUCUGUCCGGACUGGCCUAUCUGGGCAUCGGACUUGGCUUCAUCGCCGGACUGGUCCUGUACGGCAUGACCAACGACCGGGUCGUCUUGAAGCUCACCCAACGCAAUGGCGGCAAAUAUGAGCCGGAGAUGCGUCUCCCCGCGAUGAUCAUCUUUGCAUGCUUCCUGCCCAUCAGUUUCUUCUGGUACGGCUGGACAGUCGACAAAGACGUGCAUUGGAUUGUACCAAUCAUCGGUAUGAUGCCGUUUGGCUUGGGGAUGAUGGGGGUCUAUCUCCCAAUCUCGACGUACAUCAUCGACAGUUACCAGAAUUAUGCCGCGUCGGCCAACGCAAGUCUCACGGCCACUCGAUCCCUGGUGGGUGCCGUGCUUCCCUUGGCUGGACCGAAAUUGUUCUCGUCUCUCGGUCUCGGCUGGGGCAAUUCACUGCUGGGAUUCAUUGCGCUGGCAUUUGUGCCCGUGCCGAUCGGGUUUUCAAGAUAUGGGCAGCGCAUUCGGGAGAGAUUCCCGGUCAAUUUGGAUAGUUGA
Penicillium daleae is the source of this 1647-nucleotide messenger RNA. RefSeq names its product MFS transporter. Lineage: Eukaryota; Fungi; Ascomycota; Eurotiomycetes; Eurotiales; Aspergillaceae. Bases 1 to 1647 code for a protein of 548 amino acids. The transcript has 2 exons. The record is from RefSeq and is a predicted model, not a curated record. Gene Ontology annotation, biological process: transmembrane transport. Gene Ontology annotation, cellular component: membrane. Gene Ontology annotation, molecular function: transmembrane transporter activity.